This is a messenger RNA of Platichthys flesus (European flounder), 3152 nucleotides long. RefSeq lists its product as uncharacterized. The record is from RefSeq and is a predicted model, not a curated record. The transcript is spliced from 4 exons. Bases 1341 to 1793 code for a protein of 150 amino acids. NCBI's taxonomy places the organism in Eukaryota, Metazoa, Chordata, Actinopteri, Pleuronectiformes, Pleuronectidae.
GUUCUAUUAUAAGAGUCCUCAGCCAAAGCUGCUGAGAUAAUCACAGCUCAACCGAGGGACCUGAACAUUUUCACCUGUUAAACUGCAGCUUUAGGUCUUGAUAAUCGGAUCCGACAUGCAUCCGCUCUCUGACACCAUGAGCUGGACUUUCUGUUAUGACUGGAGGGGCCUCGAUCCCUUCAUGUGUCUGUGAGUCGUGACCUGACUCCGGUGAGCAGACACCUCGCCCACCACCGACCCAUAAAAGAGACCAGAGCGGCACCAGUUGAGUUGUGGAUCUAGAUCGGGGCGGAGCCAGGUCACCUAGCGUCACUCAGUGGAGAUCAUGGCCCGACAGCCCCCUCUUGAAUCCACAUUAACAUUCAAUGGAUCCAUAUUUUCACUUGAGAAUCAGUUCUCUGAAGAUGUGAUUCAAACACAGACGGAAGGAGCUCAGACCAACGCACACGAGGAACACAAAUCUGCUGAAGUGAAGCUGACAGGGAGCAACUGACACAUAGAGAGUGUGUGUGUGUGUCUGUGUGUGGCCGUGUGGCCGUGUGUGUGUGUGUGGGUCGACAGGAAUCAUCCGCUGCCUAAAAUCGUAAAAUAUUACGACUUGAUUCUUGUAAUGUUCUGACUUUAAUUGAAAAAUCACCACUUUACAAUUGAAAUAUGACUUUAUUCUCAUUUUGUGUCCCUCUCAGUGGCUCUAAUACUCCAUUGUAGUUUUUUGAAAUCCCUGCACAGAGAUGAUUUAUUAAAACAUUUAAACUUUGUCUUUUUAUUGUUUGUUCACACAAGUAAAGCCUCUUAUUACCUGAUAUUUGGAUCAUUCUUUAUUCUCAGACAUUUGCAUAAAACAAUACAACAUUUAAGACAAGAAAAACUAAAUGUUAACAUCGAACAAAAGAGUUUUAACGUCCUUCAACAAACUUUUGAUCUGAGAUAAAGUUCCAUACUUAAUAAUCUUCUGUUUAAUGGUCACAAUUCAUAUUCAUUGAGUUCCUCUUGUCUUCCUGUAUCUAAGUUAAAUUCUCUUCAGAGAAAUAAACUGUUUUGUUUCUUCCUGUUGUGAUCAGACUUCAGCUGGUUCAGAUGAAGUGUUUCUGUUCAGUUAUCAGUCGAUCGUGUCUCACUUUGUUUCUCUCUCUUCACCCGAGCACAAAUUUACAUGUUCACACUGUGAAACUGUCUGUGGUUUUCUUGUGUCUGUGUCUUUGUGUUGAGUGCUGACCUCACACCACCGGCCCUCCUCCACCUGCCAGGGCCCUGCCUCUAGGCCAGCAGCUGUAACCCAGAUCUGCCUCCGCUCUGAGGAAUGAAGGGCGUCUGAAGCAACGUCUCGGUGUCUCCUCGCCAUGGCAGAAGCUCUGCCGCUGUGCUACCACGGCGCCAUCAGCAAGAAGGAGUGCGAGGAACUUCUGGGGAAGAAGAACAAGGACGGAGCGUAUCUGAUCCGAGCCAGUGAGACCCUGCAGGGAACCAUGUGUCUGUGCGUCUAUAAAAAGAAGGUGGUGAAUACCUACCGGCUGUUUCAGACCUGUACUGGACAGUACACUCUGCUGACAGCAGGAGGUACGCAGGAGAUGUGUUUUAAGACCUUGGAUGAUCUGAUUCGUCACUAUAAGAGGAAGAACCAGGGCAUGGUCAUGCACCUGCGGCACUCUGUGAAAAGGAAGACGUCCUUGUCGAUCCAGCCCAGGAAACCUCCUGAAGAUCCAGUAGAUGAAGACAAGCAGAGGAUGUUUGAGGAAGCGUCUGACUAUGAGAAUGUUACAGACUCCACCUACGUUGAGGUCCUCCCUGAAUAACUUCUACUUCAACACUUCAGGUUCAGAGUCGCACACUGGAUUUAAUUCAGAAGAUGAAGGAAAGAAAACAUGGAUGAGAUGAGCUUCAGACGUUCAUGUUCCCCAGAGGAUGAAUCCAACUGAGCUACGUUCUUUAUUUUUGAGCUUUUAUCAGAAAAGGGAAACGACUGUGUGACUCAUUUCAUGAAACCAUUUUCAUAUGAAACAAGCAAACUUUCAUUCAUGGAAACUCUUGACCUAUGUAGCUUACACUAUUUAGAGUUUACUGAGCAUCAGCGCCCCCUGCAGCAAAAACGUGGGGAUUAAUCCUGUUGGGCUCCUUGUUGAGCAAUUAAGUGGUUUUCAUGUAGAGAAAAGUCUAAUUCUGUGUAGAUAUUACCCAUGAUCCUCUGCUUCCUGCCCAACAAGAGAAUAUUGAAGAUAAACUCUGAGUGUUUUUAACUGAUCUCAGUUCAGCUUCGCUCUUCACCUGGAGCUGGUUGUGACAGUUGAAGCUGUGACUCUGAGUCAGUUCUUCUCUCAGGAGAUGGAACCCACUCACCAGAGUCACAGAGAACAGACGUUCAGGGAGAGAAGGAGGAAACUUCCUCUUUGUUCACACUCACACAUCAACUCACUUUAUUCAAACUGUGGAUUUGGGCUAAAAACAAAGUUGUAUAUUGUCGCAUUAAAGAAAUUCCUCAGUGCCGCAAAAUAAAAGUCUGUUGUUAUGUUGUCGCUUAUUUUCCACCACAGUCAACAUCAACAUCCAUCGGCAGUCGUUCAGAACACACAGCUUCAGUUCCUUCUUUUGUUUUUUCAAUUCGGAGACAAACCACUUUAACCACUUUCAGUUCUUUGACCUUAAACAGACUCACAGACACAACUUCUUGUUCUGCAAAGAUCAAAUUCACGAAGACAGAAGAAGCUCACACAGAGUAAAGAGUCCUCUUCCCUGCGUCAGGAGAAUAAUGAGAAUAAUGAGAAUAAUGAAACACUGUCUAAGUUAUUAGAUUGUGUUUGGAUGAUGUUCUGCAGAUGUCACAUUUUGUCUGAACGGAUUGUAGUUUUUAUUAAAGAAAGAAAACUAUAAACCUUUUACUUGUAUUCUAUCUGAUUGGUGUGAACUCCUUCACUUCUCUGUGGUUCCUUGUGACCAUCCAUGGUUUCAUCACAGUGUGAACGUGAGACGUGUGAUGUUCAGCAGACCUCUCUGUGUGUGUUCACACACACAUCACCACACUUCCUGUGUGUUUCUCACUCCUCCAGCACGAGCUGACCUGAGCCUGAGUUUGUUCUGUUUGUCUUUGUCACUGAUCAUUUUCAAGCACCAGUUUCUUAAUCUUUACUGAUAAAGGUAGUUUGAACUUUUGUAUGUUU